Trifolium pratense (red clover) is the source of this 1329-nucleotide messenger RNA. Its product is annotated as 50S ribosomal protein L4. The coding region runs from base 148 to 1044 and encodes 298 amino acids. The transcript has 8 exons. The record is from RefSeq and is a predicted model, not a curated record. Gene Ontology annotation, cellular component: ribosome. Gene Ontology annotation, biological process: translation. Gene Ontology annotation, molecular function: structural constituent of ribosome. NCBI's taxonomy places the organism in Eukaryota, Viridiplantae, Streptophyta, Magnoliopsida, Fabales, Fabaceae.
UAAAGGGUUUACUUUACAGUGCACCAGUUAGAACUUAGAAGCCCCAAAACCUUUCGUUCGCUCGCUCAUUCAUUCGUGUUCUCAGUCGAGCUCUUGCUUCGUCACCGGCUCUACCUCUGAAUUCUGUUGCCGAUUGCUUGUUCAGUUAUGGCUGCUUUGAUCUCCAAAAGACUACUACGUUCUUAUGGAUCAUUGCUAGGACGACGCUGCUUUGAUUCACCUAAUGGGGAGAGAGUGGUUUCUGCACAACGUCUCCUGAACGGAUCAAUGAUCCAACGGUUUUCAACUUCUAUUUUAACUCCGGGGUCUGAUGAAGGUGCAUUUCCAUCUGACUUAUUGUCCAAAACACCUCUGGUAACAUCUAAGCGUGAUGCAGGGCUUUGUCAGGAUCUUUUAAUUCCAGUUACCAACUUUCAUAACGAAGACAAGGGCUUUAUGGUUUUAGCUGGAGAUGUUUUUGAUUUGCCUAUUCGGAAAGAUAUAAUUCAUCGUGUUGUUUUGUGGCAGCGUGCAAAACGCCAACAGGGAACUCACUCAACAAAAACUAUCAGCGAAGUCAGUGGGACCGGGCGAAAGCCUUGGAACCAAAAGGGGACUGGUAGAGCAAGGCAUGGGUCACUGCGUGGACCUCAGUUCAGGGGUGGUGAAACGAAGCAUGGUCCUAAGCCCCGAAGUCACGCUAUCAAACUCAAUAAGAAGGUUCGACGACUGGGACUAAAGAUUGCUCUGUCAGCUCGUGCAGCAGAAGGAAAGCUUAUUGUGCUUGAGGAUUUGGAGGUUUCCACACAUAAAACCAAGAACUUUUUGAAUUAUUUCAAACAACUUGAGGACACCAAGAAACUUCUGAUCGUAGAUGAAGGCCCCAUAAAUGAAAAUCUAAAAUUAGCUACACAAAAUCUGCAUUAUGUUAACUUACUUCCAGCCAUUGGAUUAAAUGUCUACAGUAUUUUGUUGCAUGACACUUUGGUGAUGUCCAAGGAAGCAGUGAACAAAAUUGUUGGGCGUAUGCACACUCCAAUCUCCCGUAAUUCCACACCUCAAUAAAUGGUGGUCGAGGCAGUAACUGUUUCUGUACUUCACUUUAUUUGCUCGGAAUUAGGAAUAGUAUCCCGUGUCUCCAUUUCUGUAACACAGCGAUCCAAUGCAAAUAUUUUUUCGUGAGGUUUCUGAUAAAAUUAUACAAGCAAUGCAAGUUGUAAUUUAAAGGUGUUCAAGAUUAGAACGUAGGAAUCGGAUGGUGGAAUUUUAAUAUGCUCAAGUGGUUAAGUUUGUUAUGAUUUUUCCGAUGGUAACUCAUUUUUCAGCAAAUGCAUGGGAUCUGUUUAACUA